AUGCUCCACUUUUUCAUUCGUAGAGGAUACUCUCUCAUGCAAGGGUCUAACACUACCACUUCCAAGCCAAUAAGUUUUUUUCUUGCGCCGUUUUCUCUUUCAUCCAACUUUACAAUCUCCUCCGCUGUCAGGAAAGCACAUUUGAUUUCGUUCACCGGCAUCGACAAACGAUUACUGUUUACAUUCACGUCUGAAAAGAAAAGUCUUUUGCGCAUAAGAAACUUCAUAUCACCACCACCCAUCUCAGUCACUCGGUUUAUGAGUUCAAUCGACAAAUCUUGUGGUGCUGGUGGUUGUUGUGGUGGCUGCAGUGGUUGUGGGGGUAAUAGUAGUGGUUCAGGUGGUUGUGGUGGUGAUGAUGGUUGUGGUCGUGUUGGUGGUAAUGAUGGUUGUGGUGGUGCUGAUGGUAAUAGUAGUGGUUGA
Molecule: messenger RNA, 423 nt
Organism: Sphenostylis stenocarpa
Lineage: Eukaryota; Viridiplantae; Streptophyta; Magnoliopsida; Fabales; Fabaceae
Source: the annotation of a GenBank genome assembly